UUCGUUUUGUUUUGGGGGCAGCGAAGGCCUCUGAGAAAUGGCAGGGGCAGGCUCCCAGAGCGAGAGCCAGAGCGAGAGCGCCACGGGGUAUCAGAGCUCGGGAAUGCUGUCGAGGGACCAAUUGCUGCAUCUCUUCCGUCGUUUCUCUUUCCUCACCUCUCAACCUGAGGUGAAGAAACGGAUUGCAGACGCUGUGGAUGACAAACAGGAACCAGUUGCUGUAACCACAGCAAUCCAGGAAGAGAUCUUUUUGGAGAUGGGUGUUGAUCCGAGAUUUGGUCUAGCUUGCUUGGGAAAGGUGAAUCUGGCUUAUGAGAAUGAUAGGGAUUUGAUGAUUCGUUUUUAUAAAUUUGUUGUGGCAGAAGAGAUGGCUUGUGAGGAAGCUGAGCUUGGACCAGAAAAAUAUGAUGAAAAAAUGCAAAUGCAGCAUAAAUUACAAGAACAGCAACUGGAGAUGCUAAAGCACAUGCGCAAGUUUCACAUGGAUGACCAGUCUGCCAUCCUUGAAAAGUUGCACGAGCGCAUGGAAGAAACCGACUUUGACAUUGAGGCAUCAAUCUUAUCAGUAGAAGAGAUACAGGAUAUAGUUGGAAGGAGGAGAACGACAGUAUAUAGGUGAAGGUAGUUUGGUUCUAUUUUUCACAUUCCCCUUUCUAUUCUCCUAAUUUCGCGCGUCUGUUGUUGUAGUACAGUUCUAUGUCCUUUUGGAAACCUUAACUGGGUUAGUUGAAAGAACAUAAGAUUGAGAUGAAUGUUUGUCCAUUAUCACAUUGUUUGUAUUGAGGGGUCUGGACAGAAAGACAUUUUACCACAUUAUAGCUUCUUGUUUUUCGUUU
This is a messenger RNA of Diospyros lotus (date-plum), 836 nucleotides long. RefSeq lists its product as uncharacterized. Lineage: Eukaryota; Viridiplantae; Streptophyta; Magnoliopsida; Ericales; Ebenaceae. The record is from RefSeq and is a predicted model, not a curated record. Bases 38 to 619 code for a protein of 193 amino acids. The transcript has 7 exons.